Molecule: messenger RNA, 2601 nt
Organism: Colletotrichum aenigma
Lineage: Eukaryota; Fungi; Ascomycota; Sordariomycetes; Glomerellales; Glomerellaceae
Gene: NIP1
Product: Eukaryotic translation initiation factor 3 subunit C
Exons: 3
Coding region: 1-2601 (866 amino acids)
Biological process (GO): translational initiation
Cellular component (GO): eukaryotic translation initiation factor 3 complex
Molecular function (GO): translation initiation factor activity; RNA binding; translation initiation factor binding
Source: RefSeq, a predicted model, not a curated record
AUGUCUCGCUUUUUCCGCGGCGGAGACGACAGCUCCACUGACUCUUCCUCUGACGAGGAGGAGCUCUACUCCGAGGAGGAGGAGGAAGAGGAGGAGCAGGGCCAGGAGGACUCUGAUGAGGAGGAGGAGGACGAUGACGACUCCGACGACUCCGACGACAGCGAGGGAGGUCAGAAGUCCGGCGCCAACCGUUUCUUGCGUGAUGCUUCUUCGGAAAGCGAAGACAGCGACGAUGAGGAGCGCGUAAAGGUCAAGAGUGCCAAGGACAAGCGCAUCGAGGAGCUCGAGGCCACCAUCAAGCUCAUCGAGAACGGCCAGAAGAACGGCGACUGGGCCUCCAUUUCCACAGAGUUCGACAAGCUCAACCGCCAAGUCACAAAGCUACAGGAUGCCGGCAAGACCCCCAAGGUCUACAUCAAGACGAUUGCCGAGUUGGAGGAUUACAUGAACGAGGCCGUCGCCAAGCAGAAGGUCACCCCCAAGAAGAUGAACGCCACCGCCGCCCGUGGAUUGAACGCCGUCAAGCAAAAGAUCAAGAAGAUCGUCAAGGACUUCCAGACCCAGGUCGAUGCCUACCGCGCCGACAACGAUGCCUUCAUGGAGUCUGAGGAGGAGGAGGAGAAGCCCGCACCCAAGGCCAAGAAGACUGCCCGCUUCGUCGAUACCCCCGAGGAUGCCCCUGCCGGCGACGACGACGAGGGCUUCGCCACCGUCGGAAAGGGCGGUCGCACCCUGCAGUUCACCCCCGAGAGCAUCUUCAAGCACCUCCGCAGCAUCAUGGAGACUCGCGGAAAGAAGAACACCGACAGACAAGAGCAGAUCAAGAUCAUGGAGAAGCUCUACGAGAUUGCCAACACCCCCUACCAGCAGAUUCGCGUUCUCCUUACCCUGGUAUCAACACGUUUCGACCUUGGUGCUGGUGGCGCUUCCUACAUGCCCCUUGAGCACUGGAAGGCCGCUGAGAAGGAGCUGACUCUGCUCAUCAACAUUCUUGAGGCUAACACUGACUACGUCGUUGUCGAGAACGCUGAAGAGUGGGAUGACGACGAGAAGCCCCCUGUCCUGGAGAAGGGCCAGAAGUACAUCAAGGUCCCUGGAUCCAUUGUCUCCUACGUCGAGCGCCUGGACGACGAACUCACCCGCUCCCUCCAAAACAUCGACCCCCACACUUCCGAAUACAUUGACCGCCUGACCGACGAGGGCGCCCUCUACAACACCGUCUUCCGCGGCCAGCUCUACUACGAGUACCUCCGCAAGGACGCCGACCUCGACAUUCCCCAGGAGAGCAUUAACCGCAUCGUGACUCGCCGCCUCGAGCACGUCUACUUCAAGCCCGCCCAGGUUGUCAAGAUCCUUGAGGACAACUGCUGGAAGACGGUCAAGGACACCGUCGAGUCCACCAUCACCCCUCGCUCCCAAUCCCAGGACGCCGGAAACCUCGUCAACGUUCUCUGCAACUACCUGUUCAGCAACGCUGAGGGCAUUCUCCGUGCCCGCGCCAUGCUGUGCCAGAUCUACUUCCUGGCCCUGCAUGACGAGUACUACAAGGCUCGUGACAUGAUGCUCAUGUCCCACUUGCAGGAGAACAUCCCCAACUUCGACGUCACCUCCCAGAUCCUCUACAACCGCACUCUCGUACAGGUCGGUCUCUGCGCCUUCCGCAAGGGUCUCGUCUACGAUGCCCAGAACACCCUGCAGGAGAUCUGCGGCAGUGGCCGCCAGAAGGAGCUGCUCGCUCAGGGCGUCAUGAUGCAGAGAUACAACCAAGUCUCACCAGAGCAAGAAAAGCUGGAGAAGCAGCGCCAGCUCCCCUUCCACAUGCAUAUCAACCUCGAGCUGCUCGAGUGCGUCUAUCUCACCUGCAGCAUGCUCCUCGAGAUCCCCCUGCUGGCGCAGACCGGCUCCUCCCCCGACGUCAAGAAGCGCGUCAUCAGCAAGACCUACCGCCGCAUGCUCGAGUACCACGAGCGCCAGAUCUUCACCGGACCCCCCGAGAACACAAGAGACCACGUCAUGCAGGCCUCCAAGGCUCUCGCGGCCGGCGAGUGGAAGAAGUCGACCAACUUCAUCCACAGCAUCAAGAUCUGGGACCUCAUGCCCAACACGGAGGACAUCAAGACGAUGCUCUCUAAGCAGAUCCAGGAGGAGGGUCUGCGGACGUACCUCUUCACGUACGCGCCCUUCUACGACACCCUGGCGGUCGAGACGCUCAGCAACAUGUUCGAGCUGGACGCCAGCAAGGUCCUCGCGGUCGUCAGCAAGAUGAUCAGCCACGAGGAGCUCGCGGCCUCCCUGGACCAGGUCACGUCGACCGUCAUCUUCCGUAAGGGCGUCGAGCUCAGCCGCCUGCAGAGCCUGGCCCUCGCGCUGUCGGACAAGGCCAGCGCGCUCAUCGAGACCAACGAGCGCACACUGGAGCAGCGCACCCAGGGCUCGGCCAACGCGUUCGAGAGACAGGGCGGCCGCGGAGGUCGCGGCGGCGGCAGGGGUGGCGCGCGGAGAGGCGGCGGCGGCGGCCCGAGGACGGGCGGCAACACCCAACGGCAGGCCGGCGGUACUCAGUUCACGGGCGGCGCGUUGGGUGCCGCGGUCCGGGGUUAA